This is a messenger RNA of Beauveria bassiana ARSEF 2860, 1080 nucleotides long. RefSeq names its product NADP-dependent alcohol dehydrogenase. Gene Ontology annotation, molecular function: alcohol dehydrogenase (NADP+) activity; zinc ion binding. The coding region runs from base 1 to 1080 and encodes 359 amino acids. Lineage: Eukaryota; Fungi; Ascomycota; Sordariomycetes; Hypocreales; Cordycipitaceae. The transcript has 2 exons. The record is from RefSeq and is a predicted model, not a curated record. Gene Ontology annotation, biological process: alcohol metabolic process.
AUGUCGACCGACUAUAAGUUUGAAGGCUGGAUGGGAGAGUCCGCCGAGUCCGCCAACGGCAAGAUGGUUUGGAAGGAGUUUGAGCCCAAAAAAUGGGAAGAGAACGACAUCGACAUCAAGAUUACACACUCUGGCAUUUGCGGAUCCGAUCUGCACACUCUGCGUUCCGGCUGGGGCGCUACCCCCUACCCGUGCGUCGUCGGUCACGAAAUUGUUGGUGUCGCUGUUCGCGUCGGCUCCAAGGCCGAAGGCGGCAUCAAGGUUGGCGACGUAGUCGGUGUCGGCGCGCAGGGUGACUCGUGCCUCGGCCGCGGUAAGAAGGCGUGCGAGCCCUGCAAGACGAACGAAGAGCCCUACUGCGUCAACGGUUUGGUCAACACGUACGGGAGCAAGCACUACAACGGCGAUAAGGCGUACGGCGGGUACGCGCUAUACCACCGCGCGGCGUCGCACUUUGUCUUUAAGAUCCCCGACGGCCUCGCGCCAGAGUACGCCGCGCCGAUGCUGUGCGGUGGCGUGACAGUGUACUCGCCGCUACGACACUGGGGCGUUGGCCCCGGCAAGAAGGUGGGCGUUGCUGGUGUCGGCGGCUUGGGCCACUUUGCCGUCAUCUUUGCAAAGGCGCUCGGCGCUGAUGAGGUGGUGGGAAUUUCGCGCAAGGCGUCGAAGCGCGACGAGGCCAUGUCGCUCGGCUGCGACGACUACAUUGCGACCGAGGACGACAAGGAGUGGUCGCAGCACAAUGCCCGGCGCUUCGACGUCAUCAUCUCGACUGUCUCGUCGGCCAAGAUGCCCAUUGCCGACUACAUGAACACACUCGCCCUCAACGGCAGCAUGGUCCAGGUUGGCGCGCCCGAGGAGCCUGUGCCUGUGCCCAUCUUCUCGCUGCUCACAGGCCGCCGCAGCCUCGCCGGCUCGGCGAUUGGUAGCCCCAAGGUGAUUCGCGAGAUGCUCGAGUUUGCGGCCAAGAAGAAUGUCAAGCCGUUUAUCGAGAAGAGACCCAUGUCGGAUGCUAACCAGGCAAUCAUCGACAUGGAGGCAGGCAAGGCUCGCUUCCGUUAUGUCUUGGUCAACGAGUAG